AUGGCAACGUGGCCGAUCGCAGUAUGGGUCCAAUAUGGCCUUAUGUUUCUCUAUGUGGCCACCUCGAUCCCGUUCUUCAUUGAUAUUCGAUCGAUUCCUCGCUCAAACACGUGCGGUAUGACGUACUCGGCGCCCAUCUACAAGUCGUUGCCGUUCCACGCUGUCGACCCGUCGAUGGCGCACACGUACGCCAAGUACACGUUCGCGCAGCUCUUCAUGGAUGGCGCUGACAAAAGAAACGACAGUCAACCUCUCUCUGGGGUGCCUGUGCUAUUCGUUCCUGGCCACCUGGGCAGCUACAAGCAAGCGCGAUCGCUCGGCCAACACCUCGCCGACUUGCAUGCCAACAUCGACCUGUUUCUGCUCGAUUUCAACGAAGAAGCCACGGGAAUGGCUGGCCAGUUCGUCCUCGAGCAAGGUUUCUUCCUCAACGAAGCCAUCAAAGAGAUCCUCGCCAUGUACACGUCCCUGCCAGCCGAUCGUCGCCCGUCGUCGGUCGUGGUCAUUGGGCACUCCAUGGGGGGCAUCGUAACCCGCACCGCGCUAACAUUGCCCAACUACAAUCCCCAGUCGAUCCUGACUAUCGUCACGCUCAGCACGCCGCACGUGGCGCCGCCGUUCAACCUGGACGCGGCCAUGACGGCUGUCUACGCCACCGUCAACUCGCUGCGCCAGCCUCCUCCUCCGUCUUGCACCAACGCCACGUCCCCUUCCUGCGGCCACCAGGAUGACGUUGUGAUCGUAUCCUUGGCCGGGGGUCUUAAGGACUUUGUCGUGCACUCGUCACUCGCCUCGAUCGCCCACGUCGUGCCCCCGUCCAACGGUUUUGCCGCCCUCACGUCGCUUCUGCCCGCUGUCAAGUCGUCCAUGGAUCACCUGUGCAUCCUCUGGUGCCACGAGUUCAUGCGCGUCUUGUCCACGGCGCUCAUCCGGCUUGUGGACCCCGUCACACACCAGCUCCGCACGAGUCCGUCCGACCGCGUGGUAGUUCUGCACGACGCGCUCCUCGGGCCGGAUGGCGACGUGUGGGACCACCACCUGCACGUGUCCCGGGGGUUUACGACCGACGAAGUGGCGCAGACCGGCGGCGUCCUCUCGUUUGAACUACCCUUGUACAUCUUCCGUACGCAGUACUUGGUGCCGUUUCCACUGCUGGCGCUUGUGGCCCUCGCCAUGCUGGCCACGCAAGUUGAGUGGUGGCAGCUGGAUCGUCCAGACACCAUCCCGACCUUCCUCGCGCUGCUCGCCCCGUCCGUCCAUUGGUCGGCCCUUGUAAACCAUUCGUUGCGCCAGGCGCACCUUGGCCACCAGUCUCGCGGAAUCCAAAUGGCGGGUGUGGGCACUGCCGCCGUCGCACUCGUUGCCACCCUGUACGCCCUAGACCAGCUCUACAGCGCGUACAUCGUCCUGCUCUGCUACUUGUACCUGCUCGGGUUCCUCCAUGUCGUCACGUUCGCCUUGACGGCGUUCGUCCGCAUGAUGCCGCCUUCUCGUGUGACCAUUUCUUCGCCGCGUCUAUUGACAUUAUUGACGUCUCGACUCGCGCUAGCCGGCUUUGGCGCCGCCGUCGUCGCCGGUGGCCACGUCUUCUUCCGCGCGGGCGUGCAUCCGACUAGGGAGCUGGCGCUGGCGGUGCUGGCAUGUCUGGCCAUCCACGUCCUCCUCGUGCUGUCCGCGCUGGUGGCGCCGACGUCGUCGAGAUCCGUCCAGCACGUGACGUACCAACGCACGUUGUUUGCGUUUUACUUUGGCGUGUCGCCGUGCUGGAUUGGCGACCUCGUGUACUUUGCGGACGUGGUGCAGUUCCCGCGAUCACUCGACCUGUCGUUUGUGCUGCAUGUGCUACGGUCGCUGGCGCUGCUGCUGCCGUGCGUCGCGCACGUCUACCUGUCGCGGCAGUGGAUGUUCCCGCUUCCACCGGACGCUGUCUUUGCGCGGCUGCAAGGCGGCGUCCGACAACGGCCACCGACGUCCGGCUCAACAUCAACGCAGAUCGUGUUGGCGCCGGACCAGUGCACCGAAUGCUUUGUCGAAGACGGCGGCGUCGGCGCCGUCUUUGAAGCCGUCGACACCGUCGACACCAUCCACCUCUCAGACGACGUUGUCGUGGGGCCCACGUUCCGCGUCGUCGCGUGCGACUGCGGCCUGCGGAACCUCCCGUCCCGCGACUUUUGUCUGUUUUGCAAACGAUUGUGCUCGACGUGCGGCGGCGGCGAAGGUGCGCGCCGUCAAGCGCAUGCCUUCCGCGACUACAUGAACAACGUCCAGGACCAAGUGGUGGCUCAUCAAGGCAUCCCGCUCUUCCUCUGGAUCGUGCUCGUCGUGGGGUUCGGUCUCGUCGCACAGACGCCCCAUGUUCUCUUGUACGUCGGCACGGCCGUCGGCGCCAUCUUUUCGCUGUAUCACACGGGGCUGCGGGGUCCAUUGGACACUGUGAAGGCCACUGGUGCGUCGUCGUCGACGCCGUGGAUGGAGGAUACUCGAAAGUAA
Aphanomyces astaci is the source of this 2490-nucleotide messenger RNA. RefSeq lists its product as hypothetical. Bases 1 to 2490 code for a protein of 829 amino acids. The record is from RefSeq and is a predicted model, not a curated record. Gene Ontology annotation, biological process: endoplasmic reticulum to Golgi vesicle-mediated transport; GPI anchor metabolic process. Gene Ontology annotation, cellular component: endoplasmic reticulum. Lineage: Eukaryota; Oomycota; Saprolegniomycetes; Saprolegniales; Verrucalvaceae. The transcript has a single exon. Gene Ontology annotation, molecular function: phosphatidylinositol deacylase activity.